This is a messenger RNA of Gymnodraco acuticeps, 1305 nucleotides long. Its product is annotated as methionine synthase reductase-like. Gene Ontology annotation, biological process: homocysteine metabolic process. Gene Ontology annotation, molecular function: [methionine synthase] reductase (NADPH) activity; FMN binding; flavin adenine dinucleotide binding. The record is from RefSeq and is a predicted model, not a curated record. Lineage: Eukaryota; Metazoa; Chordata; Actinopteri; Perciformes; Bathydraconidae. The coding region runs from base 171 to 548 and encodes 125 amino acids. The transcript is spliced from 2 exons. Gene Ontology annotation, cellular component: cytosol.
GAGUAAAUGUACUUAUUGGCAUUGCACUACUGUAUAUUCUCCAUUAAAUCCUCUAUCUAUCCCUCAAAGCUCUUUUCUCUUCUAGCUUUGGAGAGAAACCUUUCCUCAAAUCAGGAAGAAGAUUUCCGGAAUAACUUGGAAUUAAAUUGGACUAACAAUGAGCUAAAAUAAUGUGUCUCUGUCAUCCUUGUCUCAGAGAGGAGUUGGAGGGCUUUGUUUCCAGCGGAGCACUGAGCCAUCUGAAGGUGUGUUUCUCCAGAGAUGAUCCGGAGGAAGAGGAAGAGGAGGAAGAGGGCUUCACCUCCACAGCACCGCCCAGAUACGUGCAGCACAACCUGCUGAGAAACAGAAAACACGUCACUGACAUCCUGCUCAAACAGAAGGGCUUCCUCUAUGUCUGCGGAGAUGCUAAGAACAUGGCUAAAGACGUGAACGACGCGCUGCUGGAGGCGAUCAGAGCGGAGCUGCAGGUGGAUCAGCUGGACGCCAUGAAGACUGUGGCCCUUCUGAGGGAGGAGAAACGCUACCUGCAGGACAUCUGGGGCUGAGCACAGAUAAGCACAUUUAGCUGCAGCCACUGGUCCUUUUAACACCUUUUGGAAGAGAAAAAAAGAAGCAUGCUCAGCUGUAACCUUUAUAACCGUAAAAUCGUGGAUGCUGGAGGUAGUUUACACCCCCACGGCCGAGCCUGGGGUUUUGGUUCACUGCAUCAUCGGGGGCUUUGCUGUUUGAACAGAAAGGAUUCUGGGUCACAGCAAUACUGCAGCAGAUUGGUCCUGCAGUGUGAAAAUGCUUUUAGUGCAGACGCCUCUGUUCAUCGUGUCUGGGGAAAACAUUUCACUUUGUGAUGAGACUGGCAGCGCUCCGACCUCGAUAAAAAAAAAACACAAUACCCUGAAGUCAUCCAGCAACACACAGGAAAGCCUUGAUAGUCCAUCAGGAAGUGGUUUUAUUUUUCUGCAACACACUUCCACAGGUUACCUCUGAAGUGAUUCAUUUUAAAGAACACAUAAAUCAUAAUUUGAAAAUUGUAUCUCAAUCCCAAAGUUGGUUGGAUUGGUUUUUGAGGUAAUUAAGACAGAUUUUAAUCCUACAAAAAGUCAUUUAUCAUUAUACUGUAAAUCUCAAUGACGCUGCGCUGCUCGGACCAGAGGGAUCUAUAACACAGACUCUUUCGUCCCCCACUCACCCGGGAGUUUUUCCAACUCCUGCGAAACCCAAUUUGCAUCCAGAGAACUGUCAUCACAACAAACACAGCUGUGCCUUGUGUGAUCGGGAAUUAAAAAGAUUAAAUGAUUGCGUCUA